Selaginella moellendorffii is the source of this 2886-nucleotide messenger RNA. RefSeq names its product pentatricopeptide repeat-containing protein At4g02750-like. The record is from RefSeq and is a predicted model, not a curated record. The transcript has 2 exons. NCBI's taxonomy places the organism in Eukaryota, Viridiplantae, Streptophyta, Lycopodiopsida, Selaginellales, Selaginellaceae. Bases 1 to 2886 code for a protein of 961 amino acids. Gene Ontology annotation, molecular function: protein binding.
AUGUGGGACCUGAUGGGCCAUCCUUGCCGAACAUCGGACACCGUUGGUGUCCAAUGUUCAGCAUGGAGGCCUAGUUGGGGUAAUUCUAUGUACAUUUCUCCAUCGUUCCCUAGGGACCAUACAAAUAUUGGGCCCACAGCACAACCUACCAUAGCAGAUCGCAUGAUCCAACUCCGUGUCACCACGUUGUGCUGCUGGGUCACGGGGCUUUUGGACUUGUACAUCAGAUACCAUCCCAUCUGGCUUUCCCUUUGCCUUCAGCAUGGCAUGCUAGAGUCUGACCACUUGGAGCACAAUCUAGCAGACAGGGAAGGCCUAGCAAGACUGGUAAGAGCUUGUGGCCACUCAAGAGACCUUGCUCAAGCCAAGCUACUCCAUGCAGCCAUCCUUGACAGCAGCGAGCACAAUCAAGACAGGUACUUGGCCAAUUUGCUCGUCCAAAUGUAUGGUAAGUGUGGUAGUGUGGCCAAAGCCCGUGAGGUCUUCGACUCAAUUGAGCCCAAGAAUCAGUUCUCAUGGGGAAUCAUGCUGGAAGCAUACGUCCACAACGGCUAUCUCCAGGAAUCGAAGUGGAUCUUCAGCCAGAUGCCCGAUAAAAACGUUGUCUCCUACACCGCGAUGAUCGUGGUGCUCGUGAAAUUUGGAUGUUUGGAGGAAGCAAAAUCGACGUUUGAUGCCAUGAGCCAAAGGGAUGUUCUUCCUUGGAACGCAAUGGUCUCUGCAUAUGCCCAAAUUGGGCAUUUUCUAGAGGCAAAGAAACUCUUCGAUAGCAUGCCACAGUGGAACUGCUCGUCGUGGAAUGCGCUUCUCGCGGGCUACGCAAGCCAAGGCCUGGCGGCGCGAUCUCAAGAAAUUUUUGUCAUGAUGCCCGAGAGAGAUACCGUGUCUUGGAACAGCCUCGGGCAGGCCUACUGCACGGCGGAGGAUCUGGCGGGCGCGAAGUGGGCGUUCGAUCGCAACCCAGCUCGCGAUGUAAUCUCCUGGACGGCGAUGGUGGGCGCGUUCGCUCAGGGCGGGGAGACCCGCCAUGCGAAGCUCGCGUUCGAUCGCAUGCCGCAGUGGAACUUAGUCGCGUGGAACGUGAUGAUCACGGGGUAUGCGCACAGCGGAGACGACGAUCAAUCUCAAUCCGGGUUUGGGCUGCGCCAGAUCGCGGAGCCGGAAGUGGGCACCAGCCGCGCGAUCGGGGACGCGUAUGAUUCGUGCGAGAGCUCGAUCGAGGAGGUGAAAGAGCUCUUCGACGGCAUGAGCGAGAGGAAUCGCUCGUCGUGGAACGCGAUGAUCUCGGCCUGUGCUCGAGGUGGGCGAGUGGAGGAAGCCGCCCAGAUCUUCCACUCCAUGCCCGAGUGGGAUUCCAUCUCCUGGAACGCGAUGCUGAGAGCUCUGGCCGACAAUGCCCGGCUCAAGCAGCUAGAGAUCUUCUUCUUCCGUGACAUGCCCGUCACCAACGUUGUCUCGUGGACGGUGCUCAUCACGGCGUAUGCCCAGGCCGGGUUUGUGGACGAGGCGAAGGUUUUCUUCGAGGAAACGCGAGAGAGGAACGAGGUGACUUGGAGCGCAAUGGUGGCGGCGUAUGCUCGGAAUGGGUAUAUGGAGGAGGCCGCGAGUUUGUUUGACACUAUGCCCGGCUGGAACUUGAUCUCCUACAACGUCAUGGUCCAGGGGUACGCUCAAGCCGGAUCAAUCGAGGAAUCAAAGCAAGUCUUCGACCGGAUGCCCGAGUAUAACGUGGUUUCAUGCACGUCUUUGCUCGAUGGAUAUGCCGAGCGGGGGCGUAUCGAUGAAGCAUGGAGGGUUUUCAGUGAAAUGGUGGAGAGAGAUAUCAUCUCCUGGAAUGCCCUCUUCACGGCUUUGGCUCAGAACGGGCGGAUCGAGCACGCGAAGCUGGCGUUUGAAAAGAUGCCAAUGAGAAGCAUGGUCUCGUGGGCGUCUAUGAUCGUGGCUUACGCGCAGAACGGGAGGUUUAGCGAGGCCGAGAAGAUGCUCGAGAGCGUGCCCGAGGCACGGAAGUCCUUGUCCUGGAUUGCUUUGAUCGGGGCUUACUCACAGAGCGGUGAUCUUCAAGGAGCCGAGGCUGCGUUUCGCAAGAUUCCCAGCAGAGAUGUUGUGUCCUGGAACGUGAUGAUCGUAGUUCUGGGACAGCGGAAGCAUCUCUCUCGAGCAAAACGCUACUUCGACAGGAUGUCUCACUGGAACUUGGUCUCGUGGACGGCCUUGAUCGUGGCAUUCGCUCAAAUUGGGGAUGUGAAAGAAGCAAGGAUGGCAUUCGACAACCUACCCGAGGAGCCCAACACUGUGACAUGGACCGCUCUACUGGCGGCAUAUGCCCAAAACGGGCACACCAUCCAGGCAAAGGCUGUGUUUGACGAGAUGCCCGAAAGAAAUGAGGUCUCCUGGAGUGCAAUGAAUGCGGCAUAUGCCCAGGCAGGGCAUUUUGAUCGCGCCAUCGAUCUCUUUCAGGAGAUGAACCUCGAUGGAGUGAAGCCGAGCGAGAUCACCUUCAUAAGCACGCUCAUCGCUUGCAGCCACAAGGGCAUGGUGGAAAAGGCCGUGAAGUUGUUUGUUUCGAUGGUUGGCGAUCACGGGUUGAGAGCUGCCAGGGAUCACUACUGUUGCAUGGUGGAUGUUUUUGGGAGAGCUGGGCAGCUCAGGGAUGCGGAGGACCUGAUCGAGACCAUGCCUUUCAUGGGGGAUGAUGUUGCUUGGGGAACUCUGCUGGGAGCUUGCAAGCUUUACAAGGAUCCUGACCGAGCCGAGCGCGUUGCAAAAGAGAUGGUGGAAAUGAAUCUGGGCGAUGGUGCUCCGUACGUUCUCCUCACAAGCAUUUACUCCGAAGCUGGUAAACAAGAUGAGAUGGCUGCUCUCGGAGAAACCAAGGGGGGGUAA